AUGAGGGAAGUACGAGAAAUCUCUAUGAAGCGGAUCGAAGAAAAAGCAGAGGCAAUGAAGGCAGGGAAGACUACGGGGGAAAGCUUCUUCGAUUUGCUGUUGGAAUCUGAACUUGUAGAAGUUCAUGGCAUAAAGAAUACAGGGGAUAUCAUUGGACAACUUAGGUUAUUUUACUUUGUUGGAUAUGACACUGCUUCAAUGAUGCUUGUUUGGACCAUGGUUUUAUUAAGCAUUCAUCAAAACUGGCAACAACGUGCGAGAGAAGAAGUUUUCCAAGUUUAUGGUGACUCCGAACCAAAUUAUGAAGGGUUAAGUCAACUCAAAAUUGUAAUAUCUAUGAUUUUGAAUGAAGUUUUGAGGUUGUAUCCUCCAAUUGUCGAGCUCUCUAGACUUGUAGAACAAGAAACGAGAUUAGGAGAAAUUGUUGUACCAGCCAAUACAAUAGUUAGGUUACCAACACUGAUGGUUCACAGGGAUCCUGAAAUCUAG
Olea europaea var. sylvestris is the source of this 489-nucleotide messenger RNA. Its product is annotated as cytochrome P450 72A11-like. Gene Ontology annotation, molecular function: iron ion binding; monooxygenase activity; heme binding. Lineage: Eukaryota; Viridiplantae; Streptophyta; Magnoliopsida; Lamiales; Oleaceae. Bases 1 to 489 code for a protein of 162 amino acids. The record is from RefSeq and is a predicted model, not a curated record. The transcript is spliced from 2 exons.